AUGAAAGCUCAAGGCAACAAGGGAAAGCCCAAUGGCCAUCGUCGGUCGAACUCACGCCAAGGAACCCCACCUUCGCUGACCAGAACUAUGUCUCUGGAGGAUGAUAAGUUACUCUUCUUGGCCGCCAAAUCGAUUGGCAAACCCUGUGUAAUCACAGUAGCCACUGGUGCUCGCUACCUGGGAUCGUUACUCGCGGUCGACUUGGCUCAGAACGCACCUGCUUCUAUUGUGAUCAAUAAGCCUACUUUAUUGUCAGGAGCGUUGAUCACUGAGAAAACUAAUAUCGACGCAAAAUUACCCGACAGAUUGGUUGUGGAGGGAAAGAACUUGAUUGAUUUCGAGGUCACCACCUCCUUAUCUGGAACUGAAGAACCAGUUCCAAAACAGUCGUCCCCUCUCAAAUCUGACUCAGUGGCUACUCCUCCUGCUGCCGAGACUAAGCAAGAAGUCAAACCGUCAACCGAACUGACGUCCACUUUCAAGACAGACACUGACAUAUCGGCCACCACCACCAAAGCACCUGUAAGGGAGCGUGAGCUUCAAAGAUGGGUUCCGGAUGACGACCUGAAAAUGGUUCUGUUGGAAGAUAGUGGUAAGGGUCACUGGGAUCAAUUCAAGGUAAACGAAGAGAAAUUCGGUGUGGGAUCCACGUACGAUGAAAGCUUGUACACUACCAAGAUCAACACAAGUGGUGCUGACUACAAGAAGCGACUCAAGGAAGCUACAAUUAUCGCCAGGGAAAUCGAAAGUCAAUCUUCAACUGAUCGUCAUAUUCUAGAGGAAAGAGGAAUACAAGUUGAUGAUAGCGGUGUCGAUGAAGAAGACAAGUACUCCGGUGUGGACAGGCGUGGAGACGAAUUGAUGGCAGCACUCAAAAAUGCAACGAUAACGGACGAACCGCCAAUCCUUAAAUCCGAUGGCAAGUACGUAACACCUCGUCACAGAGCUGCUCAUUACCAUAAUGACCCAGCUAUUGUAUCGAGUUCAGCUGCAGGAGAAAGCAAAGGCGACUCUAAUGCUCAGGUUCUGAAGGAGUACAACGAAUCUUUCAGAUUGAAUGCUCAAAGUGAGAUCAAUUCACUUCGCGAAUUCAGUGCCAACUUUAAGAUACCCCACAGAAUGCCAACGGAUUUGCUUCCCAUACUUGCCAAGGAUAAGUCCAAGCAAAGCGAGAUACUAAAGAAACAGGACAAACCAAAGGAGGUAAAAGAUACCAGCGGACUGCAAUCACCCCAGCCUACUUUGCUUCUGAAACGUAUGGAUCCAACCAAACCGGCAUUCAAGUUGAAUCCCAAAGCUGCGGCCUUUACUCCCUCUAAGUCAAGCCAAAUGCUGCUGCCAGUUCCUUCAAAAGCAGGCUUCCGUUCUCCUGUCAAUCCUUCUCCUCGCCUCAACAAUCAGCGCACAUAUACGAGUGGCUCUAGCUCGGGAUCUGGCAACUCGAAACGUCAUUAUCAAAUUUCGCCAGCCGAGUUCUUUGGAGGAUCUGAUAAAGUGCCUACCAAGGACACUCAGAAAAAGAAGGUUGAACAAUUUAAAAUCUCGUUCAAUUUGUUUAUUACCGCCCAAAAGACCCAAAAUACAAAGACACCAACGAUUGAGAAGACGUUUAUCACCCCUCCAACGUGGACUUUCACGGACGAUUUACCGCACACAAGUUUAUUCCCUACGAAUGCCAAUCGCAAGACGAUGAUGUCACCAACUCCAAUGCCAUUUUCACCCAGUCCGUUGAUGGGAGCUCCAAUGGUACCAGCCAAUUACGCUGGAAUGCCGCCUCCCAAUGGCAAGUUUCCAAUGUCUCCCCAGCACCAACAAGCAGCCGCAAUGGCUGCGAUGCAGCAACAACAGCAAAUGCACGCGGCCAUGAUGCUUCAACACCAGCAGCACCUCCAAAUGUCGCCAGGUCAAGCUCCGGUACCUAUGUUCCCUCAGGCAGAUAUGGGUCAAUAUUUUCCUCCAGGGUACGUUCCCUCGCCAACAGGGUUUGGAAAUGUCAGUCCAAAUGGAAACGUGAUGAACCAAUACGGAUCGCCAAUGCCGUAUAAUAGGAGGUUUGGUCCUAAGCGAACGUAG
This is a messenger RNA of Meyerozyma guilliermondii ATCC 6260, 2073 nucleotides long. RefSeq lists its product as uncharacterized. The record is from RefSeq and is a predicted model, not a curated record. NCBI's taxonomy places the organism in Eukaryota, Fungi, Ascomycota, Pichiomycetes, Serinales, Debaryomycetaceae. The transcript has a single exon. Gene Ontology annotation, molecular function: RNA binding. The coding region runs from base 1 to 2073 and encodes 690 amino acids. Gene Ontology annotation, biological process: cytoplasmic stress granule assembly. Gene Ontology annotation, cellular component: cytoplasmic stress granule.